GCGAGGGCUUGCUCAUACAGAGUUUGCUGAAUGGUGAGAGCAGCCUCUUCUGAUCCAAGGAGACGUUUGAGAAUAAAUCCUCAUUGGCCAAGUUCUCCCCACAACUGGACCCAAUGCUGGAGCUGAAGUCCACAGCAGGCAGAAAAUCUCCAUCGCAUGAGACAACAUGAGCCUCCAUCUGGUCAGAAUUGUUCUCUUCUUGCCUUUCCUCUCCAUAGUUUCCGCAGGGACUCAUCCGUCGACAAGCUCUCUCUCCUUUUCCAUGAUUCAGACGCCUCUUUUUUUGAAUGUAUCAGAAGGAUCAGACGUGACGUUGAAUUGCAACACGGAAGGCAAUGUUUCUUCAAAGUGGUUUAUAAAAUGGAAGAAGAUGGGGGGAAAACACUAUAUUAAAAAUUCAACCUGGAGUUUUGUAAUAACGAAUAACGUUAACAAAUCCAGCACCUUAAUUCUUAAAUCAACUGUUAUUGCGGAUUCUGGAAUCUAUCACUGUGAAACUGGCGAUUUAGUAGAUUCGCAAUUGGGGAACACAAGUGUGACAAUCUGGGAAAAGCCCAACCUGGUGGUGAAUCAGACUCCACAACAGGUCAGCAAAAAAGCCGGGGGAAAUGUCACAAUUACGUGCAAUUUUAGCAGAGUUCACAAUAUCAGUUUGGUGGAAGUGAAAUGGUACAAAGACAAACUGGAGCUCAGGAACCCAAAACACUCUGAGAAAUUUAAGCAGAAAGUGUUUCUUAAACUGGUAAAUGUAAAUCUGGAGGAUUCAGGAAACUAUGUAUGCACGAUCAGGAUCAGAAAUCGAACGGGAUCAGGAAACGGAACGUGGGUUCAAGUCGCUGCUGCAAAUCUAUUGGUGAUUCGGUCACCACCUUCCAUCCAGACAACAGAAGGGGAAAACCUCACCAUGAACUGUAGAGUCCAGGGGAAGGAAAUCAAACACCUCCAUAAUGUUUCAUGGUAUAAGAUUGCCUUUGAUGGACAGAAGACCUUAGUGACACACAAAACUGAUGUUCUGAAAGACCGAGUUUCUCUGUUUUUGAGGAACAUCAAAAAGGAGGACUCUGGAAACUAUAUCUGUGAAAUUGAUGGAUAUGGCCAGGGGAAAGCAACUAGGGUGACAAUCCUUGGACGCGAGAAGCCAUCACAGAACAUCAAGGUCAAUGGUGACGGCAGACAACCAGGCUCACCCCAAGAAAAUACCGGGGGCGGAAUCGGAAUCCCUGUGGGGGUUGGAAUAGCCGUGGGCACCCUCAUCUUCUUGCUGCUUCUCGGCGCCGUGGUGUGGAGAUCAAAGAGGAAGAAUAAAGGGGCUUCAGAAAACCCCUCGGAGGCUGAGCCUGUUGCAAGCAAAGAAGCUAGGAAGCACACUUCUUUGACCAAACAAGAGAGCGAUGUGACUUACGCUGACAUCAGAUUCCACAGAAGGGAAGUUCCACCAGAUGCUGAGGUUGUGUAUGCAGAAGUGAGACUGGGUACAAAACGGCCUGAGAACAGAGACAGAGGGACUCAGUCUGCAGGCCUUCACUGAGAAAAGAGGAGAGAAGAAGCUAUUCAGAGAAGAGUUGUCUUCAGAAGCUCCUGAGAUAUGCCCUGCCAUGAAGCAGAUGGUUCCUUUCAAAGCCUUGAGAAAUCUUCACCUGUUAUCCACGAAUGGAAGAAUUGCAGUCUGCCUCCCCUUUCCUCUUUGGUAGAGAUGGACAACCCCAUCUUCUAAACUAUAUCCUUGUAACCUCCCACUUAGAUUCCCACAAUUAUAUGGAGCUGCCCUUGAAGAGCAUUCAGAAAGUUCAGUUGAGGCAAGAUGCAAGAUAAAGGGUGCUGGCUACAUGGCACAGGUUAAACUCUUACUCCAUGACCUGGCCUGGCUGCCAGUGUGUUCCUGGGUUCAAUUCAAGGUGUUGCUUGCCACCCUUAAAGCCCUACGUGGCUUGGGACCAGGCUAUCUGAAGGGACUGUCUUUCUCCAAGAGUCUCUACCCACCCAAUUCGAUGGAGCAGAUUGGACACAUUGCAGAUCCCAUCAGCCAAAGAGAAUCAGGUGGCAGGGACUGUAGGAAGGGCCUUUUCUGCAGUGGCCCUCUCUCUGUGGAAUAUACCCCCCCUCCCAGAGAUUAGACUGACUCUUUGAAAGGCUCUAAAAAUCUUGUUAUAUACCCAGCCUAGGGCUCGGACAAUGUUAAUGGCCCUGUAUUCUGAUUUUACUGUUAAUUGAUUAAUUAUCUCAGCUGCUGUUUGUAUUUAUUUUCUGGAUGUUUUUAUUGUCUUAAUGUUUUAAUUAAUUGUUUUAAUUGUUCUAUAGUUUCAAAAAUAUUUUGAAAUAUUUUAGAAAUAUAAGCCACUCAGACUCACUUGAUUUAGAUGGGCGGCUAUAGAAAAUGAAUGAAUGGAUGGAUGGAUGGAUGGAUGGAUGGAUGGAUGGAUGGAUGAAUAUGGGGAUAAUUAUUGGGAGGAAACUUACGAGGUAAAUUUAGAGAGAUAAAGGCUACAAAGAAUUUUGAAACAUCCUCAAAACAUCUAUCUUAUUUUUGUAUGACCAUGAACCAGUUACCAGGAGAAAAAAGUAGGUUGAUAAAGCAAUAUUAAUAAUGUG
Crotalus tigris (Tiger rattlesnake) is the source of this 2589-nucleotide messenger RNA. RefSeq names its product hemicentin-1-like. The transcript has 7 exons. The record is from RefSeq and is a predicted model, not a curated record. Gene Ontology annotation, biological process: response to bacterium. NCBI's taxonomy places the organism in Eukaryota, Metazoa, Chordata, Lepidosauria, Squamata, Viperidae. The coding region runs from base 167 to 1528 and encodes 453 amino acids.